Messenger RNA from Acaromyces ingoldii, 1407 nucleotides. RefSeq lists its product as hypothetical. Bases 91 to 1263 code for a protein of 390 amino acids. The transcript has 3 exons. NCBI's taxonomy places the organism in Eukaryota, Fungi, Basidiomycota, Exobasidiomycetes, Exobasidiales, Cryptobasidiaceae. The record is from RefSeq and is a predicted model, not a curated record.
CCGAAGAAGCUCCAUAACGGCGAGUCACGGUUGUCGCCCACCACGCUGAGUCAGGUCGUCGUCCACCACCAUCGACCAUCAUCACGCAGAAUGUCUGCAUCCAUCGAGGAAAGUGAGCCACCGACGUCGCCGACGACGGGCCUGCCAGUGCCGCCGAACCUGGAUCACCUCGUCCACCUCGUGCCGCCCGGCAAGCUCGACGAGGCCAUUAAGCAGUUUGAGCGCCUCGGCUUUGCCGUUGAGCACGGCGGCGUGCACGCCGACGGGCUCACGCACAAUGCCCUCAUCGUUCUCACCGACGGCGUCUACAUUGAGAUCAUCAGCUUUCUCGACGGUCCCGCAAAGGGGCGCUCCAAGAACGAGACAGAGACAAAAGACGAGUGGCACAAGCGGCGGCAGGCGCACUGGUGGUGGGGCAAGCAGGUCGGCUGGACCGACUGGUGCCUCGAGGGCGGCGUCAAGGAUGGACGCGUGGCUUCGAUCAACGAGCGCGCGAGGAGUGCAGAGGCGGUCGCCGAUGGCGUCGUCGAUUCGACGACUCAGCAUGAGGGAGAGAGCACCGCAUACAAGCAGCAACUCUGGGCCACGGCGGCCGCAUAUGGCGCGCCGACGGAUCACCACCGGCAGGAGAUGGAAGCGCGCCAACGGGCCCAGCCCAGCCUUGUCCGGUACGACGAGCCAAGGGAAGGUGGGAGAAUGGCGCUGAGUGGUCGCAAGAUUCGCUGGAAGGUGACUUUCCCCGCCGGCAGGCGCGAGGAGCGGGGCAUAGUGCCCUUUUGGUGCGAAGACGUGACGCCACGGUUCUGGAGAGUGCCCCUCCCUUCGCCUCACCACCCCAACAAGACGCAGGGGCUCACGUCCCUCACGCUCCUCUACCAUCCCGAGACGUUUUCGAGCCGGCUCUCGUCCUUGCGCCUAGUCCUCAACAACAUCGCCCCGCCCUCGUCGACGGCCGAAGAGGGCGGCUCCCUCCUCACUGUGCCACCGCCACUCGUCGACGGCAACAAGCCUGCCAUCCCGCCAGAGCCUGUGACGCUGCUCAUCGGUACUCCCGAGGGCCCACCUCUGCCGGUCCGUGUCAAGGCAGCCGAAGAUCCCGAGGAGCUGUCCUGGCUCGCAAAGUACGGCGAGGGGCUCUUUGAGGUCGAAAUCAGCGUCGCCCCAGAGAUGCUGCCGGCAAGUGCACCGCCGGAUGGGAUAGAAAGAGAGACGCAUGCAAAGGGCUACGGGCGGUUGCGACUCCACCCAAUCCUGCGGCAUUGAUUGUAGAUUAGAAGCGGGUGGUAGUGGUGGUAGUAAUAGUAGUUGUCCUCGUAGAAUAACAGGAAGGAUCGUGGCAAGGCACAUUUCUGCUCGAUAUCAAAGUAAAGGGCUUAUACCAAACCCAGAUCACCACCUCGUCACAUC